Camelina sativa (false flax) is the source of this 1823-nucleotide messenger RNA. Lineage: Eukaryota; Viridiplantae; Streptophyta; Magnoliopsida; Brassicales; Brassicaceae. The record is from RefSeq and is a predicted model, not a curated record.
AAUUUGGGUAAUUGUACCGGAAAUUGAUAAAUUUGGUACGGAGAUCCGGUUUAGUGUGGUUUGAUGGAUCAAGCUUUGAAAUUGGGGCAAAAAAGAAAACCAAAAUUUCUCACUUGUUCCUUGUUAGAGAGAGAGAGGAGAGAUGGGUUACGGAUGGGCGAUCUUCGAGGGGAUACUGGUGAUGGGAUCUCUGUGUCUGUUAGGAUCGGCCGGUCUCUGGUUUCUCAAUCGGAGGCUUUACAAGGAGUACGAAGAGAAGCGAGCCUUGGUUCAAAUCAUUUUCAGCAUCGUCUUCGCCUUCUCUUGCAACCUCUUACAGCUCGUUCUCUUCGAAAUCAUCCCUGUUUUAUCUCGAGAGGCAAGGAUGGUAAACUGGAAGGUGGAUCUCUUUUGUUUGAUAGUGCUACUUGUUUUCAUGUUACCUUAUUAUCAUUGCUAUUUGAUGCUUCGCAAUACUGGUGUUAGAAGGGAACGUGCUGCUGUUGGGGCCUUUUUAUUCUUGACCGCCUUCCUUUAUGCUUUCUGGCGCAUGGGCAUUCAUUUUCCUAUGCCUUCAGACAAAGGUUUUUUUUCAAUGCCUCAAUUGGUCAGCAGAAUCGGGGUCAUUGGUGUGACCCUCAUGGCCGUCUUAUCUGGUUUUGGAGCUGUAAAUUUGCCUUACAGUUAUAUAUCUCUCUUCAUUAGGGAGAUUGAAGGAUCAGAAAUAAAAUCGCUGGAAAGGCAACUGAUGCAAUCAAUUGAGACUUGCAUAGCUAAGAAGAAGAAAAUUAUUUUAUGUCAAGUGGAGGUGGAACGAAGUCAAGUAUCGGAAGAGCAUCAAAAGGGUAGGUCUUUCCUUAGAAGAUUUGUCGGAACUGUGGUGCGGUCAGUUCAAGAUGACCAAAAGGAGCAAGAUAUCAAACUAAUGGAGGCGGAGGUUGAAGGUCUAGAAGAGCUGUCAAAGCAGCUAUUCUUGGAAAUUUAUGAACUCCGCCAAGCAAAGGAUGCUGCUGCUUUUUCUCGUACUUGGAAGGGUCAUGUGCAGAACUUACUUGGCUAUGCGUGUUCCAUCUACUGUGUGUAUAAGAUGUUAAAGUCUCUACAGAGUGUCGUUUUCAAGGAGGCGGGCACAAAAGAUCCUGUCACGAUGAUGAUCAGUAUAUUCUUGCAGUGAGGGGAUUCUUGACGAAUCUGAUGAAGUUCUUCUUUGCAGUGUCGAGGGUAGGGAGUGGAUCUUCAAGCAAUGUUGUGCUUUUCCUAUCCGAAAUCAUGGGAAUGUACUUUUUGUCGUCCAUUCUUCUUAUAAGAAAAAGCUUGAGAAAUGAGUACAGAGGGAUAAUAACAGAUGUAUUAGGCGGAGAUAUUCAGUUUGAUUUCUAUCAUCGAUGGUUUGAUGCAAUAUUCGUGGCCAGCGCUUUUCUUUCUCUGCUUUUGCUGUCUGCUCACUACACAUCUCGUCAAAUUGAUAAGCACCCAGUUGACUAAAGCAAAGAAAGCAAGCAUCCCUGAUUAGUUGUAAAGAGAAUGAGGUUUAUAUGGAGAGUACCGGCAAUCCUAAUGUACUUAGGAGGUCAAAAAAAAGAGGAAAAAGAGCAGUGUGGCCACAAUGAUUGCAUGUGGGCAUUGGCUGGAAAGCACGUUUUCUUGUUGGUUCAGUUUGAGAUACUGAGAGUUAUUGUGGUAAGAGAGAAAGUUGGUAUGUGUGUUUGUAAGGUUCAAAUGUCGACUCAACGGCGCUUUUGAUCAAAUCACAUUAAUAUCCCAUUCAGGGAUAGAAUUCUCAGUACUGAUAUAUAUUCUGUUUAUAAAAUAAAUAAAAUCCAUAUAAAAAGGUGAGAAAGAGA